Molecule: messenger RNA, 549 nt
Organism: Merops nubicus (carmine bee-eater)
Lineage: Eukaryota; Metazoa; Chordata; Aves; Coraciiformes; Meropidae
Gene: COPRS
Product: coordinator of PRMT5, differentiation stimulator
Exons: 3
Coding region: 1-549 (182 amino acids)
Cellular component (GO): nucleus
Molecular function (GO): histone binding
Source: RefSeq, a predicted model, not a curated record
AUGGCUUCUGCUACUGAGUCCACAAACUGUGAAGAGAAACAGCUUCCUAAUAAGAGAGAAACUAUGACCUGGAAGCCCAGAAAAGGUAAGCUUAAAAUAGUAGGGCAAAACAAAGCAGAUGAGUAUUUGCUGAAGAAUAUUCCAAAAGCACUUGAUAGCGAGUCUGAAGAAGGAGAAUUCUCUGAUAGCUCUCACAAUGAAAGCAAUGACCUUGGCUCCUCUGUUGACUGUGUUCAUACAUGUGCUGAUGGGGAAGACUUUGACAGUGAAGCCUCCAGUGUGCCUGAGACUGUGGCUUUUCCAGAGCUGCAGCCUGCUCCUGUGCAUGAGCCAGAGGACUGGGAUAAAGAACUGGAGGAAUCUGGAUGUAGUCCUUACGAUGCUGAUGAUCUCUACUGUGGAAGCUUUCAGGAAAAUAAUCUUCUAGCCUCAUACUCGUGGCAAGAGGACUGGUUUUACAACCCAGGCUGUCACCAUGCAGCUUGCGUUGCUUUUGCCCCUCCAGUCAGAGUGACCGAGGCUGGCCAGUUUGACGAUGCUGAUGAAUGA